Molecule: messenger RNA, 1451 nt
Organism: Trachymyrmex septentrionalis
Lineage: Eukaryota; Metazoa; Arthropoda; Insecta; Hymenoptera; Formicidae
Exons: 3
Coding region: 85-945 (286 amino acids)
Molecular function (GO): N-acetyltransferase activity
Source: RefSeq, a predicted model, not a curated record
UUAAAAGACAACGGUAGCGAACGUGGUGAAGGAAAAUGCAGCCUUUCAAAGAGCGAAUACAUAUAUUUAUUACAUUGCGCUGAAAUGUGUUCACUGUACGCCGUCGAAGUAUAUAUAUACGUCUAUUAUAUUACCAGGAUCGUACUUAUCAGCAGCAACACGCACAAAAAUAUGUCCUACUACCAGCCUUGGGGCUCGAUAGAGAACGGUCAGAUAGAAUUCGAGUCUUUGUCGGACGAUACCUUGGAGGGUGCUCUCAAUGUGAUAAGAAAGAGCUUCUUCCUCUACGAGAAAGUAUGCAUAGCUGUGGAACUGAAUUCCGAACCGGGAGCAUCCAAGGAACUCGAGGAGCUCUGUUUGUACGCGGCUAAGGACGGCGUGAGUGUGGUGGCCGUCGACGUCACCACUAACGAAGUUAUUGGAGUCGCGUUCAAUAAAAUCCAAAUGUCCUCCAAUAGUUCAGAGAAAAGCUUCUUCGAACGCUUCAGUGAAAAUUGCCGAUACAAAUCAUCAAAAGCUCUGGUGGACUUCAUGAUAGAUGUGGAUUCGCGAACAAAUCUCUUCAAGCACUAUUAUGUCAACUGUAUUCUCGAGAUCAUGUUUCUGGCGACUCUGCCCAAUUACGGGAAACGACGAAUAGGUGAAAUGCUGGUCGCUUCUUCAUUGGAGCUUGGUAAAGAGCUGAGACGUGGCAAAAACGUGAGAAUACCUAUCACGAUACAAGGUAGCAACAAAGUGACGAACGCCGACGCAGUGCCGACCUUGGUCUCCGCUAUCAUGACGUCCAAUUAUUCCUAUCAAAUUGCGAUGAAAUUGCAUUUCGACCAGCUUUUGAAAGUUCCGUACGAUGAGUACGAGUACAACGGAAAGAAAUAUAGCGAAAGAAUAAAUAACCAGGAACACCGACAGUGUGUCUUGGUAGCUAAAAGGCUCUCCCCGAUGUAGACAAUAAUUGCGCCAGUAGUUUAUGGUUAGGAAAGCCACUCGCAUUAUAAAGUUUGAUUAGAUUUAGGAGUAAUGUACAAUAAAUGAUUCUCAAUAAGUAAAUUAAAUUUUGUCCCAAAAAUCAAGAUAAUGCAUGUUAAGAUUAUUUAUUGAUUCACCCAAAUAAAUUAGAAAUAAUAAUAGAUAUUAUAAUGUAAUAGGCACAAAUUUUUAUGAAUAACUUCAAUCUUACUCGAUAGAAUUACUAUACCGCGCGAAAAACAGCCUGCUGACCGAAUGAACGGCAUUUUAUAACUAAGAAAUUUAAUUUUUCGAGAAAAAUGAUUAAUAAUUGCAAUUUUUAAAGAAAUAGAUCGACUAGUUUUAAUAGGAAAAGAUAUUACAAAAGUUUUCUAAAAGUAUUUCUUUUUUGAAACGAAUUGCAGGUAACCUGAAGAAGAAAAAUAAACGAUUAUGUAGUUGGGGUUAUAGAUAUCAAUCAAGCUGUACGAAAGUGUUCAUCAAUU